AUGGUUACCCAGACAAGAGCUCGACGAACUAGGCUGAACUCUGCGCCUGAUAGACUAGAGAUCAACAUCGAAGAAAAGAGCAACGAAAAGAUGCGAAAAAAACGAUUUAUCGAGACUCGAAUGAGUUCCUUUGGCAACAUGCGCAUCGUGGAGAUUCCGGAAAUCGACACUUCUGAGAAGUACUUUUGCAAGUCUUGUGACAAAAGCUUCUAUCACAGAAGCGCACUCGAGGCUCAUCAAUUGAUCCACUCGACUCUCGAUCUGAGCACUUCAUCAGAAGACUCCAACCAAGGAUCGCCAAAGAAAUGCACAAGCUGCAAGAAAAAGUUCUCCUCCACCCUUCGACGAAAAAUUCACGAUAUGAAAUACCACACAGACGCUGUUGGAACAAAACUCGAAAUUCUAGCUGUUUUAUAA
Oikopleura dioica is the source of this 417-nucleotide messenger RNA. Lineage: Eukaryota; Metazoa; Chordata; Appendicularia; Copelata; Oikopleuridae. The record is from the annotation of a GenBank genome assembly.